GAGGAAGAGCGCGGCCGGGUGCGCGGCGCGGAGCAGGGGCCCGGCCGAGGCAACGGCGCGCGGGCCACCAUGGCCACGGACGAGCUGGCCAGCAAGCUGAGCCGGAGGCUGCAGAUGGAGGGCGAAGGCGGCGAGGCGACUGACCAGCCGGGGCUCAACGGGGCGGCGGCGGCGGCAGCCGGGGCUCCCGACGAGACUGCCCAGGCGUUGGGCAGCGCGGACGACGAGCUGAGCGCCAAGCUGCUGCGGCGCGCGGACCUCAACCAGGGCAUCGGCGAGCCGCAGUCGCCCAGCCGCCGCGUCUUCAACCCUUACACCGAGUUCAAGGAGUUCUCCAGGAAGCAGAUCAAAGACAUGGAGAAGAUGUUCAAACAGUAUGAUGCCGGCAGGGAUGGCUUCAUCGACCUGAUGGAACUGAAACUCAUGAUGGAGAAACUGGGCGCCCCCCAGACUCACCUGGGCCUGAAGAGCAUGAUCAAUGAGGUGGAUGAGGAUUUUGACAGCAAACUCAGCUUCCGGGAGUUCCUUCUGAUCUUCCGCAAGGCGGCAGCAGGGGAGCUUCAGGAAGACAGUGGCUUGCACGUGCUGGCCCGCCUUUCGGAGAUCGACGUCUCCACCGAGGGCGUUAAGGGGGCCAAGAACUUCUUCGAGGCUAAGGUACAGGCCAUCAACGAGUGCAGCCGCUUUGAGGAAGAGAUCAAAGCCGAGCAAGAGGAAAGGAAGAAGCAGGCUGAGGAAGUGAAGCAGCGCAAAGCGGCCUUUAAGGAGCUGCAGUCCACCUUCAAGUAGCCAGGGCCGAGGCCAAGUCCUGGCCAGCCCUGCCCCGUGUUCGGUCGUCCGGGGGCGUGGGUGGGUACAGGAGACCUGAGGGAGACAAGGACCACUGCUAAAAUCUAAGCCGUAUGUUAACGGAUCUCAUCCGGGAGUCUCCCCGGUGGUUGGGCCAGUCCCUGUCCCCGCCUGCUGUUCCUGAGGCUGUGACACCCACCAGCAUCCUCUCUGGCCAUCCCUGUGUCUGUUCUCUGGCUACCCUGCUGCCCGCUCUAGCCCAGCUCCAGCCCAUUCACGCCCCUGCCUUGUAUACCAGCAGCUCUCUCCACCUACCCUUAACUAUACAGGCUGCCCUGCCCUGGGCCUGAUGGCCCCUCCCUGGAUAGGGACCAGCAGAGAGAGAGAGCCCCCUCCCCGGGGCAGUUCCUUUCAGAUGGGCACCGUCUCUACUGGAAGCGGAGGGGCUCCUGUAUUUGUGCGGAGAUCCAGGCCCUAGCACUCUAGGCUGAUCUAAAUGGGGCCCAGCCGGGCGGGGUGAAGGCCACUGUGCGAAUCUACCUCACAGGCUACACUCUGCUAGGCAUGCCAUGGGGACGUGAGUGACAGGGCUCUGUGGGGAGGGGCAGGAAGGCCACUCUGUGACACCGCACCCCCAGAGGGUCCCAAGGGGCUGUGGAGAGAGAGGUGGGAUCGCUAAGGGAUUGGCCCUCCUAGAGAGGACCUCAGCACUCUGCCUUGACCCCCCAGGGAGUGCCUGAUGUGUUUGUGUGUAUUGGCAGUAGGACACGGGGCUGGCACCCCUUCCGCACCAUCCCUUCCUGGGUUCGCCACCAGUGACAGCACCCACCUGUCAUGCCCCCCCCCCGGAGAACGCAUGGGGAUUCCCCGAGCCCAUCACCAGACAGGCCAUAGUGAAACCCGUGCUGUUCCUCCAUGGCUCCAUGUGCUUGCUCACGCGUGUGUACGUGUGUGUCCGUUGCCGUGUUGUGAAACUGUGACGUUACCCAGUCCAAGUGAAUGGCCAUCGAGGCCACCGUUAUGCAAUGUUCGGUAUGUCACUGCUUUUGAAACUCGAUGACUCUUUAUUUUACUACAAUGCCUCAAGAGUCCCCGGCUGCCCCCGUGGGACCGCAAAGGUUUUAUUUUUUCGGUCUUAGGACCUACGAGAAUUGGAGGGGCCGAGCCACAGCCGUGGCCCUGGCUUGCGUUUGCCUUUAGUGGAUAUGUUUAUACAGAUGAAUAUAAAUUCCCUUUACUUUUGGCUUUCUGCAUUUUAUUUUAUUUUUUUUUGUUCUCCCUCUCACCAUCUCCCGACUCCCUCCCAAAAAGAAAAAAAAAAAAAGCUACUUCUUCAUUCGGUGGUACGAUUAUUUUUUUUAACUAAAGUGAGAUAAAAUUCUA
Psammomys obesus (fat sand rat) is the source of this 2172-nucleotide messenger RNA. It is a transcript of the gene Efhd2, whose product is annotated as EF-hand domain family member D2. Gene Ontology annotation, molecular function: calcium ion binding. Bases 70 to 789 code for a protein of 239 amino acids. The transcript is spliced from 4 exons. NCBI's taxonomy places the organism in Eukaryota, Metazoa, Chordata, Mammalia, Rodentia, Muridae. The record is from RefSeq and is a predicted model, not a curated record.